This is a messenger RNA of Insectozyma verbasci, 1176 nucleotides long. The record is from the annotation of a GenBank genome assembly. Lineage: Eukaryota; Fungi; Ascomycota; Pichiomycetes; Serinales; Debaryomycetaceae.
AUGGAUGAUUCAUUACAUGAUAUAGAUAAUUUUAAUAAUGAUAAUCAUGAUAAAAUAAACCAUAUAGAACUCAAUAUGUCAGAUAUUUCAAAUAAUAACUCACCAAUAAAUACAACCACAGAAUUAGAUGAACAAGAAGAAUUAAUAAUAUCAAGAUUAAAUAACAUGAAUGAAGAUCAAUUAAAAGAAUUAAUAACAUCACAAAUAGAUCUAGAAAUAAGAUUAAAACAUCAAGAAUUAAACGUGAAUGAUUAUGAAAUAUCCAAAAUGGAAGCACAAUUAUUAAUGCUACGAAAAUUUCUUGAAUUACCUCAAGAUACUGAAAAUGAAUUAACUAUGAGAUAUUAUAAAAUUUUAAAUGAUGGAUUAAUUGCUACUUAUUCAAAAUUUAAACAAAUACCUGAAGAUCAAUUACCUAUUCAACCUAAAAAACAAAAUAGAGAUGAAAUUCCUUUUUUUGAUAAACAUCCAAUUAUACCUGGUGAAGAAACACAUGGAUAUCGUACUAGAUCAACUACUUCAAGUUUACGUCCAAGUGCAACUAGUUCAACUACAUUAGGUAAAACCGCUAAUCUUGGUUGUUUGUAUCGAAGAACAGAUGGUGUUAUUGUUCGUUUAAAAUGUCCUGUUUGUCAAAGAAUAAAUUUUUCAUCUGCUCAAGGGUUUUUAAAUCAUAGUAGAAUAGCACAUUCAACUGAAUAUUCAAGUCAAGAUGCUGCUGCUUUAAAAUGUGGUGAAAUAUUACCGGAAAUAAAACAAGAUUCAAUUGGUCAAGCCUCAAUUACAAUCAUACUUCAAAAAGGUUUAGAUCCAAAUAAAAGUUUAAGUACUGAUGAUUCUAUAUAUGGAGUUGAAGAAAUACCAAUACGUGAAUUCAAAGAAAUACCAAAAGAAGUCGUAAAAGAAGAGAUUGUGAAACCCAAAGUAAAUCAUGAGUUAUAUAAGAAGUUACUUAAAGACAAGAAGAUGUCAAAAGAAGAAUAUGAUAAAUUAAUUAACGAUGCAAUUGAGCCAAUAGAUAAUUCCCACUUAUUUGAUGAUGAAGAAGAAGAAAUUGAAGAAACAAGUGGUGCUAGUUCAAGACAACCAAGUUUAGUUAUAACAAUACCCAAUUUAAAAAGAAGAGUAAGUAGAGGUGGUAUAAAUAUCCCCCAAGAAACAAAGCGAAAGAAGUAG